Bombus impatiens (common eastern bumble bee) is the source of this 1968-nucleotide messenger RNA. RefSeq lists its product as uncharacterized. The coding region runs from base 275 to 1348 and encodes 357 amino acids. The transcript is spliced from 5 exons. The record is from RefSeq and is a predicted model, not a curated record. Lineage: Eukaryota; Metazoa; Arthropoda; Insecta; Hymenoptera; Apidae.
GCUAGAAACUUGUUCCUUUCAUUCCCUUGCAAUGCACGCAACUAGCACGAUCAAGUAAUGAAGACGUGACAAUCUUGCAGUUCGUUCGCGGGGAAUUGUGCUUACGUGACGAUAAAUUGGUCCGUUUGAUUACCUCGUGCAUGUGGGGCCGACAGUGCCGGUGAACGUGACAUUUGCAGCUGAACAUUGAACAGUUUACGUAUAGUGCAGUGCACCCCGCGAUACAUGUGGCUUAAAUGAAAAAGGAGUGGUUCCGUUAUUCGCGUGUACGAAAAUGAGAAAGAAGAUCGAGCAGGAUACAAAAAACACAGAGAAACAAACGGACUUUACAGAUGUGGAAUCGAAGCUGCGAACGCUCCUCAAAGAUGGAGCAAGCACUUUCAUGGACUUUGAAUGGCUACAACCAGAAUUACCGUGGUUCUUCGACGAAGAAAAGUUUCGCCUCGGACAGCAGAUGUUUUAUAACAACGCUUUCACCAUGAUGAUUGCCAAACUAUGUGGAUUAUUAUCUUUAUUCGCUGUACCGUCGAUCAAGGACGUUUUAAUAUUCACCAGACGGAGUGGUACACCGUGUGCUGCCUUUCGCAGAUACGUAUCCACCAUUCUACAUAAUUGGGUUUGGUAUGGAAAAAGAGCUGGCAUAGAAAAAGAAUUUCUCGAAUCGCUGAAAAUCGUACGGAAAAAACACUGCGUAGCGUUUCGAAGAAGUUCAGAGGCGGGGCUGAACAGAGUCUCGCAACUGGAUAUGGCAUUGGCUCAAUUUGGAUUCAUGGGUUUCACCCUCCUGGCUGGUGACUAUCUUGGGGUGAAUAACAGUUCCGAGGAACUGGAAGGACUGAUUCACUUCUGGCGAGUUAUUGGCAACAUGCUGGGCAUGGAAGACAAGUACAAUCUUUGCACCGGAAGCGUGGAAGAGACACGGGCUCUUUGCAGACGACUUCUGGACGAGGUUUUCCUCCCCUCACUCGCCAGUGGUAGCAAAGAUUUCGAAGAGAUGAGUCGUAUUUUAAUAGAAUCCCUAUGGCCGGUGAAUCCUUAUAUGGAUUCGAGUGCUUUCAUUGAAUUCACAUUCAUUCUAGCCUCCACUGCCGCCACGAAUAAUAAUCACUCGUUAAAAAUAGAUUCAUCAAGGAUGUCGUGGUACGGUAGAUUUAUCUUGAAUGUUCAACUAAUUACACACAAAUACCUAUUACCAAAUACGUAUUGGUGGUCCAGAUUCUUCAGGGCGUUCUUCAACAGCCAAAUGCGGUUGGCCAUCUAUUUAACGGAAAAUUUACCGUUUCUGGCGUUCUGGAGUUAUGGUAUAAAACACUCUUACGUCAAUAUAUACAAAUAUCGCGUCAUCUGACCUUAAAUGUGAUAAUUGUCUUAUAAAAUAAUCAAAGAGUAACAAUUACCUUUUUCGUCGAAAGUGUACAUAAUCUGACGUAAAAUGAUUCUGCAAACGUAUAAUGUAUUCUUAAUAACUUAUAAUCAUUGCAGUAUAUGUAUUUAGGAUAUGCUUUGCAGUAUUUUUAGACUCGUAACAUGUUCGCAAGCUCUACUGCGAUUCUUGGAUUUUUAUGUUUUCGUUUUAUUCUUUUUUUUUUUAACAAACAAUAAGAUUUUGAAAAUCUUGAGAGAAAUUAUAGUAGAUAACGAAGAUAUUACUUCCCUGUAAUUUAAGAAAUUUGUUAGUAACAAGAAACAGAGUCGUGUCUAAUAUGAACCAAAAUAUCUAACAGUUAAGGUCAAUUUAAGUCAAAGCUCAAUUUAGAAAAUAAGCGAUAUAUAAUAAUAAGAUUAAAUAGCGCUGUGUAAUUCUUUCGGUACCUGCAAAGAAAAGAUUUAUUACGUUUAUUAUAUGUAUACUUAAAAAGUAGUUCUUAUGACUGUAUUUAUAAUUUGAUAACUUUAUAUUAACUACUCAAUGUAAAUAUAGAUACAGUAAGCUACAAGUUAAAAUUAAAGGAACGCUAUCUGUCUUUA